This is a messenger RNA of Suillus subalutaceus, 1613 nucleotides long. RefSeq lists its product as uncharacterized. Bases 117 to 1433 code for a protein of 438 amino acids. The record is from RefSeq and is a predicted model, not a curated record. The transcript is spliced from 6 exons. Lineage: Eukaryota; Fungi; Basidiomycota; Agaricomycetes; Boletales; Suillaceae.
CUUUGAUCGACAGUAUGACACGAGGCAGCGAAUAUAAAUCGAUAUGAAUCUGCCAUUUCUUCUUGCUUUAUAAAUCUCUUGAUAACGGAUUCAGUGGCGGCAGCUAGCAAGUACUGAUGUUCAACGCGAGCCUCCAGGAGACUCUCGCGCGCUACUCUGAUCCAUCUCAAAACCCAUACGUGCAAGUCCGAUCACAAAUGCCCGAGCCGACUUCGUCGCAACAUCUGGCGCAAUCGCUACGUCCUGGACUUAACGUGUCCUUAGGCGCACCUUCUGCCAACCAGUGGGAACCAAGAUGGAAGCUAGAUAUCGAAGUGUUUGAACAACCCUCACAGGUGCUGGACUCAGGAGGAUGUUAUAUCCAGUCACCGAGUUUGAGGAUCCAUCCCCAGUCAUGCGUACAGCAGAUUCUGGCAGAACAUGAGCAUAUUACACCUUCACGCUGCGGGACCCAUCCCCAGCCAUGCGUGCAGCAGGUUCCGCCAGAGCACGCCAAUUUCGUCAAGUCUUCAUGCUACACAGAUGAGAAUUCAGGUGCCGUGCCAGCCCCCAUGCACGACGCCACAACAGUGAAUCACAAUCAAUCAAUUUCCGAUGUUCCACAAAUACUCUCUUCCCAAUCUUAUGUUCCCCGAAGGUUCUGGUCCAAACAUCAACCAGACUCUAAAGCUACCCACGAAACGAUGAGUGUUCCGGCUCCUGCCAGCCUUAACGUGCAGUAUUCUGCGCCUGGCAGCCAUGUAGACUCUAUCGUUACGCCCGAUGAAUCAGACGCAUUUUUUAUGUCAGAAAUAUCUAGCCCGGCAAUGAGAGAUACGACAACGGAGAAAGAAAAAGGUGGAACAGUUAAAGGAGAAGCAGACUCGAGAAGGGAGGCAGCGAACAGGGAGGCAGAAAAAUUGGAGAUGGAAAGAAUGGAGGUACAGAAAAUGGAGUUAGCAACCAAGGAGGCAGGGAAAGGGGAAAUCGAACGAAUGGUCAUAGAGAAACCAGAGAUAGAGAGACAGGAGUCGGUGGCAAAGGAGGCCGAGACAAAGAAAGAGCGACGCGUUUCUCCAGCCACGAAUACCUCAAAACUUCUCCGAAUAGAGCGCAAGCUUAACAACAAGGAUCUCUUCAUGGGCUGGUACAAGUCCGGGAGCUCAUCAGAGCUUCGGUACCCGCGCGAGUGCAUAGCACCCAAGAUCGGUGAUGUCUAUGUCCACUCCUGCAAGAAAGAGGGAAAUCCGAAAUUUCAGCUAUGGGUGCGACAGAUCAGCCGUGGGAUGACUAUCUGGGUCAAAGCUCACAUUUUCCACAUACACCCCAAAUUACUCGAUCGCAGAUUAACACUGGCAACGACAGGCGAACCUUACUGGUCGACGAGGCAAUCGCUUUCGGCUUCGGGAAGUCGGGAGAGAGCUGGCAAGAUUGCAGAAAUGAUUCUGUAUUGACUAGCCAGGUGACUUGGUCCUGCACACGAUACUUUACAUUAGUACUGACCCGGACAAUAAUGCCAUACUACAACACUACUAUCCUCAGGCUGCGGGGUUCAGUCUAGGAACCUUGUACGAUUACCGUUGACUUACUACGAUCUUCACUCGAUUUCCUAGGUGUAGCGAUGCUGGAAUAGU